Molecule: messenger RNA, 1881 nt
Organism: Drosophila innubila
Lineage: Eukaryota; Metazoa; Arthropoda; Insecta; Diptera; Drosophilidae
Gene: nAChRalpha2
Product: acetylcholine receptor subunit alpha-like 2
Exons: 7
Coding region: 26-1744 (572 amino acids)
Biological process (GO): regulation of membrane potential; nervous system process; chemical synaptic transmission
Cellular component (GO): postsynaptic membrane; neuron projection; synapse
Molecular function (GO): acetylcholine-gated monoatomic cation-selective channel activity; transmembrane signaling receptor activity
Source: RefSeq, a predicted model, not a curated record
AAUUUGCCUUAUUCGGCGUGACGUCAUGAGCCGCUCUCGACCACGUUUGGCCCUGCUGUUGGCCAUUUGGCGGCAUGGCAAGCUCCUCUGCCUGCUGCUAGCCUUCCUGUUGUUCUUCUGCGAAACGGUUCACGCCAAUCCAGAUGCCAAACGCCUCUACGAUGAUCUGUUGAGUAACUACAAUCGUCUCAUACGACCCGUCAGCAAUAAUACGGACACGGUGCUGGUCAAGCUGGGUCUUCGCUUAUCCCAGCUCAUUGAUUUGAAUCUCAAAGAUCAAAUUCUAACGACCAACGUGUGGCUGGAGCACGAAUGGCAGGAUCAUAAAUUUAAAUGGGAUCCAUCCGAAUAUGGUGGCGUCACCGAGCUCUAUGUGCCCUCCGAGCACAUAUGGCUGCCUGACAUUGUCCUGUACAACAAUGCUGAUGGCGAGUAUGUGGUGACUACCAUGACAAAGGCCAUCCUCCAUUAUACGGGAAAGGUCGUCUGGACUCCGCCGGCUAUCUUCAAAUCAUCCUGCGAAAUUGAUGUCCGCUACUUUCCCUUCGAUCAGCAGACGUGCUUCAUGAAGUUUGGCUCCUGGACUUAUGAUGGUGAUCAGAUCGAUUUAAAGCACAUCAACCAGAAGAACGAUAAGGACAAUAAAGUGGAAAUUGGCAUUGAUUUGCGCGAAUAUUAUCCAAGUGUCGAGUGGGAUAUAUUGGGCGUGCCCGCGGAGCGACAUGAAAAGUAUUAUCCCUGCUGUGCCGAACCGUAUCCGGACAUCUUUUUCAACAUAACGCUGAGACGGAAGACACUCUUCUACACGGUGAAUCUGAUCAUCCCCUGUGUGGGCAUCUCCUACUUGUCAGUGCUGGUCUUCUAUCUGCCCGCGGAUUCCGGCGAGAAGAUUGCGCUCUGCAUCAGCAUUCUGCUAUCGCAAACCAUGUUCUUCUUGCUCAUAUCGGAGAUUAUACCAUCGACUUCGCUGGCACUGCCAUUGUUGGGGAAAUAUCUUCUCUUUACCAUGUUGUUGGUCGGACUGAGCGUUGUCAUUACCAUCAUAAUACUCAAUAUACAUUAUCGAAAGCCGAGCACACACAAAAUGCGGCCCUGGAUACGCUCGUUCUUCAUCAAGCGGCUGCCCAAGUUGUUGCUUAUGCGGGUUCCCAAGGAUUUGUUGCGCGAUUUGGCCGCCAAUAAGAUAAACUACGGACUGAAGUUCAGCAAGACAAAGUUUGGCCAGGCCCUAAUGGAUGAAAUGCAAAUGAAUUCCGGCGGAUCCAGUCCCGAUUCCAUUCGUCGCAUGCAGGGACGUGUCGGUGUGGGCGGAUGUAAUGGAAUGCAUGUGACCACAGCGACCAAUAGGUUCAGUGGAUUGGUGGGUGCUUUGGGUGGCGGUCUGAGUACACUGAGUGGCUACAAUGGGCUGCCGUCGGUGCUUUCCGGCCUGGAUGACUCCAUGAGCGAUGUGGCGGCACGCAAAAAGUAUCCGUUUGAGCUGGAAAAGGCCAUACAUAACGUCAUGUUCAUACAACAUCACAUGCAACGCCAGGACGAGUUCAAUGCGGAGGAUCAGGACUGGGGCUUUGUCGCCAUGGUCAUGGAUCGCCUAUUCCUCUGGCUUUUCAUGAUCGCCUCGUUGGUGGGCACAUUUGUCAUAUUGGGAGAGGCCCCAUCUCUGUAUGACGACACCAAGGCCAUCGACGUGCAGCUCUCAGACGUGGCGAAGCAAAUUUACAAUCUAACUGAAAAGAAGAAUUAAAUUCGAAAUGGUUAACAUUAUCUAUCUAACGUCAUAUAAGACAUGAGAAUAUUCAUGCUUUAGUUUUAUGUAAACUUUAAAGAUAAUUAAUAAAAAUUUUGUUGGCCAAAAGCAGCCAAGGAAAAUGCUAAAAUGCA